Molecule: messenger RNA, 680 nt
Organism: Pteropus alecto (black flying fox)
Lineage: Eukaryota; Metazoa; Chordata; Mammalia; Chiroptera; Pteropodidae
Gene: MYL3
Product: myosin light chain 3
Exons: 6
Coding region: 82-669 (195 amino acids)
Cellular component (GO): myosin II complex
Molecular function (GO): calcium ion binding
Source: RefSeq, a predicted model, not a curated record
AUAAAGGCCGGCCGAAGGGGGCUCACCUACCCUGUUCUCUGCUUCCUUCUCUCCUCACCCCUCUCUGUGCUUGCAGCCUUCAUGGCCCCCAAAAAGCCAGAGCCCAAGAAGGAAGAGGCAAAGGCAGCAGCCCCCAAGCCGGCUCCAGCUCCUGCUGCCCCUGAGCCUGAGCGCCCCAAGGAGCCAGAGUUUGAUCCCUCCAAGGUCAAGAUCGAGUUUACUCCGGAUCAGAUUGCAGAGUUCAAGGAAGCCUUCAUGCUGUACGACCGCACGCCCAAGUGUGAGAUGAAGAUCACGUACGGGCAGUGUGGGGACGUCCUGCGGGCGCUGGGCCAGAACCCCACGCAGGCCGAGGUGCUCCGCGUCCUGGGGAAGCCAAAGCAGGAAGAGCUCAACACCAAGAUGAUGGACUUCGACACGUUCCUGCCCAUGCUCCAGCACAUUGCCAAGAACAAGGACACGGGCACCUACGAGGACUUUGUGGAGGGCCUGCGGGUCUUUGACAAGGAGGGCAACGGCACGGUCAUGGGUGCCGAGCUGCGCCACGUGCUGGCCACGCUGGGUGAGAGGCUGACGGAAGAUGAGGUGGAGAAACUGAUGGCCGGCCAAGAAGACUCCAACGGCUGCAUCAACUACGAAGCGUUCGUGAAGCACAUCAUGGCCAGCUGAACCGUUUGCCC